Molecule: messenger RNA, 3649 nt
Organism: Phlebotomus papatasi
Lineage: Eukaryota; Metazoa; Arthropoda; Insecta; Diptera; Psychodidae
Exons: 2
Coding region: 1103-3361 (752 amino acids)
Biological process (GO): protein targeting to membrane; peptidyl-L-cysteine S-palmitoylation
Cellular component (GO): Golgi apparatus; endoplasmic reticulum
Molecular function (GO): protein-cysteine S-palmitoyltransferase activity
Source: RefSeq, a predicted model, not a curated record
AAAGCAAGAGAGUCAAUGUCACAGUUUGUUAAUUUUCUAUGCGAGUUGUCUUUCGCCUAGUGCUCUUGGUGAUUAGUAGGUGUACAACUGUGUGGAAAUUCAGACGUUUCUCUCUCGAUACGCUAAUUUUUUCAAACUAUUUUAGAGAUAAGAAAUUUAUUUAAAAACUAAGAAUAUUGCUUCAGACUAGAGACACUAAAAUAUUUAGAUUAAAAAAAAUCCAUACGUAAUUCAUGUCCUGCCGCAUUUCUCAAAGUAAAAAAAAGUAAAAUAUACUGAAAUAGUAUAUAAUAUAAUUGUGUGUACUCAAGGAAGGAAGAAGAGGAAAAAAGUGUUGAAUAUUUUGUGCAUUACUGAAGCAAUUGUGAUUGUGUUUGAAUAAACCCCAGUGCAGAUUACAAUCUAGUCAUUAUAAACGUCCAAAGAACUAAUUGCUAAAAUAGUUUGUAACUACAGGAACAACCUUUUUUUGUGUAAUGUCUUUUAAAAUAAAUGGAUCGAUAAAUUGAUAUACAUAUAUACAUGAUUUUCCUAUGUUAAACUCUCUCUCUCCUAUAACCGUGUGCUUUUAUACCUAUGAAUAUAAAGUGAUUGUGUGUUGCUAACAAUACUGAAAAUGGUUGUGAUGAUAGUAACUUUGCAUUGAAAUUGAUUUAAAUGCUUUUCAAAAUAAACAAAGAUACAAUAUAAUUUCUGAAUUUUAUAACAUCAUCAUUAUUAAAUUUCUCAAGAACUAAUUAAAAAAUAAAGUGCUAUAAAUGUGAAUUUUGACUUAAAAGGAGAGCUAUCUCUUUAAAAAAUUGAGUGAAAUAUUAAAGUCCUCCAGACGGGUUGAUGUAUGCUCCUUUUUCUUCAAAGAAAGAAAUGAUAAAAAUUCAAGUGAAACGCAAUUUGUUCAAAAAGAAAAUGAACCAUUUCGGGUAAAUUGUGAGGAGAGACAAUCAAUGGGAAAAGUGCAGGAUAAUUGGAGGACACACAACAAUGCCUGUAUUGUGAGGAUAAAGGAUAGAAGGAGAAAAAUACAUAGAAGAGGAGUCAAUAUUCAAUUUCUAUGAUAUGACGUUACAUUCGAGGCGUGUUUGUCUUUCUCGUCUAUUAUAUAAUGCUCACAGAGCACCAAGUCACACCAAUUGGUCAGGAGACAUCGCAGAAAGUGAAGUUUUUCAAACGGAACCCCUGCUGCUCCUUCCAAGAUAACUUAAAUGCUGCCCACUUUCGUCGUGGUCGACGAAUACAUGGACUUCAAUUGCCACUUCAUCCACUACAAUUGAUUGGUUGGGUGGCACUUGUAAGUUUUGGUCUGGGUACAUUUCUUGUGCUCAUACCAGCCCUCUCAACACCCGUCCAGCAACCCCUUUUUGGCCUCCUGUCUGGUCUCUAUGUCGUCCAUGGGAUAUCCCAUAUAGCCGCCCUCUUGCUCGAUCCAUCAGAUUCAGAAUUGAGAAAACAGAGUGUGGACCGAAUUGUUCCAGAAUUCGAUCGAACCAAGCACGCCCAUGUCAUUGAGAAUGGUCGUUGUCAUCUCUGUAAUAUUGCAACUAGUAGCUCCAGGACUAAACACUGCAGUGUAUGCAACAAGUGCGUUGGAAAAUUCGAUCAUCAUUGUAAAUGGUUAAAUCACUGUGUUGGCGAGAGAAAUUAUGUGGCCUUCCUCAUGUGCGUAGUGAGUGCCGUUUGUGCAACUUUGGUCAUCCUGGCCGCUGCUAUUGCAGAAAUUGUGCUGUACCACGUUAAACCUGAGUGGCUGAACAUAUGGACGUGGACUGAUGAUGUUGUGGCCAAUGAGGCGUCUGUUAUCUUCAAUGAUACACUAUCUGGUGCCAAUGCCACCCUCUUCAAUGACACCAAUACUGCCCUCAAUGCCUCCCAUGGCAAUGGUAGUGAAACACUUGGAGACACGGUGGAUGCUAUUAGCAAUGGAAUUGGAUUACAUGAUACGGUCUUUUUGAUAUUUGUGGCUGUCCUUGGAAUUUUGGCUGCCAUUUCGGCUGGUCUUCUUCUUCAUCUCUGUUUUUUUCACAUCUACAUAUCCUUUCUGGGACUAACCACCUACGAGUACAUUCGGAAUCGUCGGCAGAAUGCUGCAGCUGAGACACCAUCGACACUGCCGGCUGGAAUUGAGCCUGAUGUUGCCCUUACUGGGUCAUCCGUUUACUUCUGUUCGUCCGUGGCAACGGCAUCGACAUCUACGGAUGUCGUAGCUAAUCCAAGGGCUUUCAAUAGACCAAAAACUCUGCACUGCUGUGAAUCAUCGAGGGAGUAUCAGCAUCAACUGGCACAUCAUCAUAGAGCAUUCUAUGUCUGUUCCAUGUUGAAGCAGAGCUCUUCGGCAACGGUGUACGGGAACAACAGUCAGGAAUGCGAAUCCCGGACAUUCCACUGUUGCUCCCAGCUCAAGAGAGUCGAUCAGAAUGAAUUCACCCAAACGGAUAAUCAAUCAAUUGUCCGAUAUGCCGAACAAUGCACCUUCUGUAGUUUCCGCAUCAAGGCGCCAAGUAAGACGGAGAGUUUGUCAUUUCAGAGCAAACGCUGCUGUCUCAAGUCAAUUACCAAGCACCAUCAUAGGUGGCGUCGGAAGUGGAAUUGCUGUUCAUCCGUGCCAGACAGUCCUGAUGUACCUGUUGACACUAUUCGCACCGUAGCAUCCUCCGUGCCACCCUUGCCUCAUGGAGGCGAUGUAAAGGGCAAGCACAGUGACUGUCAUGAGAAAAAGAACUCCCUGCAUAGGCAUUCUGGCUCAAAUUCCCAGCCAAGACUCGAACUGAACGGAAGCACAAACAAUAUCAACGCAAAACACACGAGAUCUCGGCUCGUGAGACCCUGGCCGGUGUCUCGAUUUAGGCACAUGCUGAGGACCAUCGGCCGUUACAGAACAUCCCACUGUCGACGCGGGAAUAAUGCCGUACUGAAGCAAAAUCAAAUUCGUCCACUAUCAUCCGUCGAACAACACAAUACAACGAUGCCAAUACCUUCCAUUCACGUCCAAACUGUCCUGCCCACCUCGGCGAUACGGUCAAAUGGGGAAGAUAAUAUGACUGAACAAGUAUGCGGGAUUACUCUACCGGCUCUACCGCCACCGCCACGACGAAAGAUUCGCAAUACGGCGGAUCUGCAAGAGUUGGCAGAUACCCUGGCAUUCGUGCAACAUCCACGAAAUACCACCACCAAUCCUGUCAGGCGACAGGGAAGACGAAAGAAUCUACUGAGAACACGAAGUCCCACUCUAUCGCCUAUUCACGAAUCCGGAUUGUCUAAUCCCACCUCGCCCAAGCCCUGUCGCCACACCACCUGCAACAGUGAUAUGUGCACCAGCAGCGAGAGUAUCACGAGUAUCAACGGAUCAAGUGUUCACGAUAAGUGAAUGAGUUAGUCUAUAAUUAAACUAUUGAAACUACCAAAAAGCAUUAAUUUAUCAUAGAUGGGAGAAAAGAGCUCUGUGAAAUAAUGGUUAUUCAUUAAAAGCAGAAGCGAAAGUUUGAAAAGUUGUUGAUUUUCAGGGAUUGAACAAAUUUAUUUUGAGAAGCGAUUAUAGAGGGGAUAAAAUUAGCCAGAGGCCAGAAUUAGACAGUGGACUGUUAUAGUUUUCCUUUUAUUUCAAUUGGGAACUUACGAAAUGCUCAUUAAACCCACUAAAACGUUCGUAAAAGUU